Huiozyma naganishii CBS 8797 is the source of this 447-nucleotide messenger RNA. It is a transcript of the gene SOH1, whose product is annotated as mediator complex subunit SOH1. Lineage: Eukaryota; Fungi; Ascomycota; Saccharomycetes; Saccharomycetales; Saccharomycetaceae. Gene Ontology annotation, biological process: regulation of transcription by RNA polymerase II. The transcript has a single exon. The record is from RefSeq and is a predicted model, not a curated record. Gene Ontology annotation, cellular component: core mediator complex; mediator complex. The coding region runs from base 1 to 447 and encodes 148 amino acids. Gene Ontology annotation, molecular function: transcription coregulator activity.
AUGUCCGAUGCAGUAACUGGAGACGGCGUCGAGGGCGUCAACGGUGCCAACGGUGCCAACGGUGUCAACGUCGCCGACACGGCGCCUCCUCAGCCCGGACCCGGUCCCCUCCCCACUCGCUUUGAAGUGGAACUAGAGUUCGUCCAGUCGCUCGCAAACGUGCCCUACGUCACGUACUUGCUCACCACGCAGCAACACCUGUGGAAGAGCCAGCAGUUCCAACACUACCUCAAGUACCUGGAGUACUGGUGCUCCCCACCGUACUCCCAGUGCAUAGUCUACCCGAACGGACUGUUCGUGCUCAAACUGAUCAACGGGUUCCUGGAGACACACGCCUCAGUCAACGACGACGGUCUGCUAGACGGCGUCGACGAACUGCCCAGGUACUUGCAACUCCACGGCGGUGAACUCAUGAACGAGAUGGUCCAACGCUGGGAAUCAGCCUAG